Messenger RNA from Nilaparvata lugens (brown planthopper), 683 nucleotides. Its product is annotated as keratin-associated protein 5-2. The transcript is spliced from 2 exons. The coding region runs from base 178 to 522 and encodes 114 amino acids. Lineage: Eukaryota; Metazoa; Arthropoda; Insecta; Hemiptera; Delphacidae. The record is from RefSeq and is a predicted model, not a curated record.
AUGCAAACAAACGCCUGAUAAAGCUGAAAGAACAAUGGAACUUAAAUUAGGAAAGGAUAUGAUAUUGAUUUCCGUGACUGUGAUUAAGUUGAUUCUUGAUGGAACUUACUAUAAAAUAUCGUGUUACACUCCAUCAACUACAAUUGAAUCGAAAAAUCGAUACAAUACUUUUCAAAAAUGGCAUCAAAGACAAUCAUCGCUGCUUUCCUCGCCCUUGUGGCCAUCAUUGAAGUCACCAACGCCUGCGGUUGCGGCUGCGGUUGUGGAGGUUGCGGUUCCGGUUGCGGAGGUUGCGGCUGUUGUUGCCAGCCAUGCUGCUGCCAGUGCGGCUGCUGCUGCCACAAGAAGUGCGGUGACACCGUUGUCAUCAAGCACCCAGACUGCUGUUGUUGCAAGCCAUGCUGUUGUUGCAAGCCAUGCUGCUGUUGUUGCCAGCCAUGUUGCUGUUGUUGCCAGCCAUGCUGCGGUUGCGGUUGCGGUUGCGGUUGUGGUUGCGGCGGAUGCGGCAGCUGCUGCUGUUAAGUCACCAAAAAUCUCCAAGACUCUCAAACUCCUCGUCUCUUAUAACUGGGAAAUCUUCAAAACUCUCCAUUUUCCUCUUCUCCUGUAAUAGCCUCUCCUUGCUCCCAUAUUAAUAUUUCCACAUGCAAACUAUUUCAAUAAAAACAGAAUAGCAAGUUAAA